Encephalitozoon romaleae SJ-2008 is the source of this 360-nucleotide messenger RNA. RefSeq lists its product as hypothetical. The transcript has a single exon. Lineage: Eukaryota; Fungi; Microsporidia; Unikaryonidae. Bases 1 to 360 code for a protein of 119 amino acids. The record is from RefSeq and is a predicted model, not a curated record.
AUGGAAAGAGACAGCCUCCAGAAUGACCCGCGGGCAUUUGACAUUGGGAAGAAAGGAUUUCUGAGUUACGAGGAGUACAAGGGAUACUGCCUGAGUAUACUCAAACAACCUCUGGGAAGGAAAAAAACGGGAGACAGAAUUGAAUACAAUGACAUAAGGUUUGAAUCAUGCGGAGCAGAGAUCGAUGGGGUAUUCGACUUUUUUUCCUCUGGAGAAGACUAUAUUUCCUUCCAAACACUUAAGAAAGCAAUAUCAAAGCUUGAAAUGAGCAUCUCAAAUGAAGACAUAGCAAUGAUGCUGGAUAUGCUCGAUUCUAACAAACAGGUAUCCAGAGAAUUGUUCUCAAGAUUAUUCGGGUAA